UUGCUGAUCGACCUGCACGCGCAUACCUAUCCGAAAUCGGACGACAGCUUCGUGUCAGCCGACGAACUGGUGGACGCCGCGCGGCAAUGCGGGAUGGACGGGAUUUGCCUGACGGAACACGACGAUUUCUGGCCGUGGGCCGCGGCGCAGGAGUUGUCGCGGCGGCACGGGAUCCUGGUGCUGCCGGGGGCUGAGAUCAACACGGACGCGGGGCACGUGCUGGUUUUCGGGCUGGACGAAUAUAAAUUCGGGAUGCACAAACCGGGGUUUCUGCGGGAAGAAGCGGACCGGCAUGGCGCCGUGCUCGUGGCGGCGCACCCGUACCGGCGGCGCUUCCUGGCGGAUCCGGGGCAAGACCCGGCGGCGCGAUCGGAGAUGCUGAAACGGGCGCUGGAUGACGAGAUGCUGCGGUUGUUUGAUGCCGUGGAAUCGCGCAACGGCCGGGGCAAGGAUUCAGAGAACCUCUUUUCCGACGAUCUGCGCGAGGGGCUACGACUACCGGGCACCGGCGGGAGCGAUACCCACUAUCUGCGUCAAAUGGGCACGGCGGCGACGCUGUUCGAGCGGCGGGUCACAUCGUUGGACGACCUGGUCGUGGAACUCAAGGCGGGCCGGAUGCGGGCGGUUGACCUGACGGCAGCCGCGCAGGAAUCGAAGGGGCGCGCCGGGUAG
This is a messenger RNA of Geodia barretti, 672 nucleotides long. Lineage: Eukaryota; Metazoa; Porifera; Demospongiae; Tetractinellida; Geodiidae. The record is from the annotation of a GenBank genome assembly.